CGAAGAAACGUUGCUUUCGCUACGCUUCAAAUGGUCGAGAAAUAAUCUCUGAGAGACACGGAAGCAGAGAAAACACAGAGCAGCAGUGGGAGAGAGAGAGAGAAAGAUUGACCGCCAUUGAAACACCUUUCCUCUUAACUCUUUCGGAUACAGAGUUACCAACAUUUAACCUCCAUCCCCUCCAUUGUCUCUCUAAACUCUCCACUGUCUCUCUUGACUGUAUUUCCUUCGAACCGACACUCAAUACUGCCUAAGGGCUUAUUUGGGGCUUCACUAUAUAUUUUUUACUAGAAUAUAGCAAUGAAUUGUGAGUUGGGGUUCUAAUUUAUUGAAUUUAUCGAGUGGUUAAUUGUUUUUCUUCGAAAUUGAGGUGGGUUUGGUCCAAUCAGUAACCGAUUUAAUCUAAUUCGGAGACACCAGAGCUUACAAUGGAGCCAAAUCUAGGAACCAUAGUCCGAUCCAUCUCCAUCGGGCCCAACCGCGAGGAAACUGGACUCGAAUCACUCCAAUUCCGCGAGGAAAUCCACCGGCUCAUGACCGUACCGCCGGAAAAUGGGAGCUCCUUCACAGAGCUUCUCCAGCUCCCGGAGACGCAGGCCAUGGAACUCCUCCACUCGGCACACUCCGACGAAGUAGUUCCGGUGCCGCUAUCCGGAGAGCCUCUCCACGGAAUCAACGACGACCACAAAUCGUACCUCCCCUCGUUCAACGGCAAUCUCACCUUUCCUUCAAACAAAGUCCUAAUCGAACGCGCGGCGAAGUUCUCGGUCUUCGCCUCCGGCGAGCACUCGCCGGAGACGAGCUCGGUGCCGUCGGAUUCAAGCGCGAACUUGGAGAAGGUGAAGAGCGAGCCAGCAGAGACCGAUUCGAACCCCAACUCAUCCCAGCUCUUGGUUUCCGAUCCGGCGGUGAAUAUCAAGAACCAGAGGUCGGAGAAGAGGAAGGAGCGGGAGAAGAAGGGCAAAGGGUGUACGAAGAAGAGCAAGAUCGAAAUCUCCCAAGACGCUGAGAAGCUUCCUUACGUUCACGUCAGAGCUCGUCGCGGUCAAGCGACUGAUAGCCAUAGCUUAGCAGAGCGAGCGAGGAGAGAGAAAAUUAAUGCUCGGAUGAAGUUGUUGCAGGAGCUGGUCCCCGGUUGCAGUAAGACAUUUGCCAUGCAGAUUUCUGGCACAGCAUUGGUUCUGGACGAAAUUAUCAACCACGUACAAUCACUGCAACGGCAAGUUGAGCUCUUAUCAAUGAGACUUGCGACAGUCAACCCAAGAGUUGAUUUCAACCUUGACAGUUUAUUUGCUCCAGAGAGUGGAUCUUUAGCGGACAGUAACUUCCACAGCAUGGUUUCUCCCCUUUUGUGGCCAGAAAUUCCUUUCAAUGGAAACAGACAGCAACAUCAACAGCAAUGGAAUUUUGAUGCACUUCACCGACCACUGUGGGGAAGGGAAGAAGACAACCAUACUUUCAUCACGAUGGAAAACUCCCUUUUGAAUUACGAAUCAGCAAAUUCAGCAUCUUUGCACUCAAACCAAUUAAAGAUGGAGCUGUGAAGGCAUGGUGGAGUUCUUCCAGUAGCUAAUGGUGUAUAUAUACGAUAUAAUAUUAGCUGUUAGCAAGAAAUAGAGGAAAGGCCUCGAAAUUCAACACGGGUUUUCAUGUCUUCUAGUUGCAAGAAGAAUCAAUUGGGAAAAACCCGGAUUCACUCGAGAGGUUCAAAUUUAGGAUGUAGUAAUUCUGAUAUAUUAUAUUUAUCUAGAUCUUACUAUAUAUACUAACAUCAAGGGUCAUUCAAUCUAAGGCUUGGUUCUUAAGAUGAAUGAUUGAUUCUUGUUGUGAAGCCAUAUAACGUACUGUUGGUUAACUAUUAUGGAAGUCGGCUUCUUUCUUCAUGUAUGCUGUCAAGAUGUCUGUCUACAUUUCUUUUUUAAGACACUCCUUGUGCCAAGCACAGGCUAUUUGAAUAAUAUGCAGUGCAUCUCUUUUCUUUUAA
Molecule: messenger RNA, 1984 nt
Organism: Carya illinoinensis
Lineage: Eukaryota; Viridiplantae; Streptophyta; Magnoliopsida; Fagales; Juglandaceae
Product: transcription factor bHLH48-like
Exons: 7
Coding region: 429-1544 (371 amino acids)
Biological process (GO): regulation of DNA-templated transcription
Cellular component (GO): nucleus
Molecular function (GO): protein dimerization activity; DNA-binding transcription factor activity
Source: RefSeq, a predicted model, not a curated record